Messenger RNA from Pedinophyceae sp. YPF-701, 2577 nucleotides. The record is from the annotation of a GenBank genome assembly. Lineage: Eukaryota; Viridiplantae; Chlorophyta; Pedinophyceae.
AUGUCGUCGCAAGAACUGACGAGCGAGAUCGCGAACUAUGCAGCGAUCGCAUUUUCGGGUCUCGGAAUCCAAAUGUUCCUUCUGGCGGGCAUCAUGGCCGUCGCUUUCAGGUCUCGUGCCAAGACGGGUCACCAGGCGAGGCUUGCGAUGCUCUGGACCUCGCGAAUGGCCAUGUGCCUCGCGAUGGCGGUCGUGCCCGCGAGUCAGGCUCUCAGGUUGUCGGGGCUCUGGGCAGGCUCCGGGCCAAUCCUUGUCAAGGUUCUACCGGACCCACAGCGCCGGCUCUGGUGCCGCAUAUCAUUCGCGAUCGAAACGGGCCUUGGAGAACCACUGGGUCUGUUGAUCGCGCUGUUCAUGCUGAGCAACGCGGCCCCGCGGGUGCGCGGGGUGGACAAGCCUCCGCUGUUUUCCAUUCGCGGCCCGAACAUGGCGGUGCUGCUUCCGGCGAUCCUCCUGACGUUUCCAAUACUCACACUUCAGUGCUUGGUGCUGUGGGUGUCCCCCGCGAUCGAGAGCGAGUGGCGCGAAGACGAAACGGCCGUGUACUACCUCCUGGCGGUCACAGGGUUUCAGGGAGCCUGCGAACCAGACCCCGACCACCCCACGAGUUGCAACUACUGCCGCAUGCCCGCGGCGGCGCUGGUCGUGCCCACCGUGUACCUCGUGACGUUCGGCAUCGUGCUGUGGACGCGCAUGAAGGCCGUUCGCAGCUCCGCGGUCAGUCGGUCCAUCUCCACCAGGGCCGCAGUGCUGUCCUGGGCAGCCCCUGCCCUCAUUCUUGUGCUGUGUGCGAGUCGCGUCGUGUACUCCGUCCUCCCAGAAUUCGUGGGGAGGGAGGUCACGUCAUCGAUCCUCAACGCCGCGUGCCUGCUACUCUCCCUGACCCUCCUGUCGCUCUUCGUGUUCGUGCUCGUCAUCCGGCCCCUCUGGGACUCCCACAAGGCGCUCAGGACGCUGCACGAGCGCGAGGCUGCGGCCGCGAAGGGAGUUGCGCCGCCGGCGUCGGUGCAAGCCACUCUGAAGUACGAACGCAAAGCAGCGAGGAGUGCAACAGCGGCAGGGAAGGACACGCAGGGCACGAAGGUGGGCGACGGUGCGCGGGCGGCACGUGGUGCUCCAAAGAGCAAGAGAUCGGCGGCGUCGGGCCGCGAACAGUCGGACGCGGGCCCUCUACUGGUAGGGUACAAGAGCUCGCUUCCCCAUGCUGAGUCGGCUGGUAUAAGUAAUAGCGACAGCGACGGCCGCGGGGCCACGGAAGAACGCAAGGCGUCGAGGAGUUCAGGCACGGGCGACGCCAAGAUGGAGGAGGUGAAUGGGGCUGCUGAGUCAGGGGAGCCGGAGUCAGCAUGGCAUGCCCACGGAGUGCGUCGUGGAGCAUCGCUGGAAGUCGGUCAGGGCCGGGAGAACAGCGGCGCGUCCGUCGCUGACCACAAGACCGCAGGACCGACGAUGCGAUCAUCAGCACCCAUGGAGGGCGACGAGGCGGGUCGGACGGUUGCGGAGGUGGCGUUGGAGCUCAUCUCCGAUGACGCGGGCGUCUCCGACGCGCAAGUCAAAGUCGCGGGCGACCGGAGCAUCCUAGCGCGGUCAAGCGUCGAUCUCAAAGCCAGUCGGGGCGAAGCAGCGGCGCAGUCCGCGGCCGAACCAGGGACGCAAGCACUCAGCACCUCGGCUGCCCCGGCCGCCUCGCGGCCACAGCGCGCCAAGCCACGUACUUCAACGGUGUCGCUGCGGGCGCACACGAUAUCGCCGCCGGACAGCCAGCGCGGCAAGCCAGCGGCGAGCGUCGCUGCCGACGAGACGUCCCCGCGCUCCCCACCAGUGGUCCCGCACCUGCGAGGCACCCUUGGAUCGCUGCGACAGUCUGGAGGGCGAGCAUGGGCGAUCAACCGCAACCCAUCGGUCGCAAAGGAGGAGGCGGACGCGGCGGCGUCGGCACGGGCUGCUAAUCCAUCAGCGCCUGUCGCCGGAGGGGACGCGAAGAUGUCGGUUGGGACAUACCACCCGGACGGCAUGGUGACGCCGCGGAGGGAGGCUGCAGAGCGGCCUGCGGCAGCGGCAGGGGCGCCGGCGAACAAUCAGGCGAUGCCGACUCCACGCGUGCCUCUCGACACGCCGCGGGGGGACUUGGACAGGCUGGCGUCAGGUGUGGUGGGUGGUGAGGAUGUCCGGGUGUAUAACGCCACCCUCGCAGACAGUGACGGGAGCCGCGGGUCUCGCGAUGCGCUGGACGACACCCAAUCUACGCAGCUGAGGACAGCAACGUCGUUGGUCAGUCCAGAGUUGACAUCAGGGGCACCGCCAGGACUCUCCGCGUCCCCACCGCCUCCUGCAGGCCCGUCACCGGCUUUGCUUUACGGGGACGCAGCGAACGCGAGUCCGCUGUCGGCAGGCGGUGCGUCGGUGUCUGCAGGCCCUCGGCGGCAGGGCAGUUUCGUAGGGCCUGAGAGCUCGCUGCCCGCGCCGUCGAUGAUCGACUUGAUUCUUUCGAUGUCGCCGAGCAUGCAGCAGCCGCACGGGCCGCCACCGGUGCCGUCAUCGCUGCUGGAUACCGAUGAGGACAGACAGGAGCUGUAA